Tetranychus urticae (two-spotted spider mite) is the source of this 3396-nucleotide messenger RNA. RefSeq names its product cell division cycle protein 27 homolog. The record is from RefSeq and is a predicted model, not a curated record. Gene Ontology annotation, biological process: protein ubiquitination; cell division; anaphase-promoting complex-dependent catabolic process. Gene Ontology annotation, molecular function: protein binding. Gene Ontology annotation, cellular component: anaphase-promoting complex; cytoplasm. Lineage: Eukaryota; Metazoa; Arthropoda; Arachnida; Trombidiformes; Tetranychidae.
GACCUCACAUCCAAUCAGCAAGUGACUCCAGACCUUUGUUCCUGGUUACUGGUUUUUUCAAACCGACAGUUACUUUAGGAAAAGCAACCAAGCUGGUUACCAAAUAUCCAUCAACUUAAAUUUUAUCUAUCAACUUUAUUAAUUUGUUUAAAAUAACAGUUUAUUGUAAAUUUAUCUCCAGGAUUAAGUUUUAAUUUUUACAUUAAUAAUCAACUUCAAAUUAAUGUAACAUUUUAAGCUGUGUCUAUAAUUUAUUUUAUAAAAACGGUUUGUUAUCUAUCUUUAUUGGGAUUAAUCAAUUGAUCUUCACAAUUCUGGAUCCGAAUGGUGGAGAUGAUUAUACAAGAGCCGGUACAGGCAACUAUCUGGUUCAUACUGAAUCACUAUUCUUACAAGGAUGCAAUAUUCUUAGCUGAGAGGCUGAAUGCUGAAGUUGCUUCCGAGGAAUCUCUUUACCUUUUAGCGACUUGUUAUUAUCGUGCAAACAAACAAGUUGCUGCCUAUUCAAUACUUUCUAACAAGAGCUUCAAAUCAUCUGAAUGUCGUUUAUUAUUGGCUCGAUGUUGCUGUGAUCUUAAAAAAUAUGGUGAAGCUGAGGAGGCAUUAUUGGGUAAAUUCAACUGCCUGGACAAAAGUGGGUGUUGUAAAAGCGGCCUCUCAUCCGAAGAUUUUGUUCAAGAAUUCGGUAAAAGUGCUGCAUUUGCAGCUCAAAUGUUGGCUUUUAUUUGUAGUAAAACUGAACGAUAUGAGAAAGCAGUGGACUAUUAUCUAAAAAGUUUAAAGUUCAAUCCUUUUCUGUGGUCAUCUUUUGAAAGUUUGGUUCAAUUGGGUGCUAAACCAGAUUCAGCCAAGAUAUUCAAUAUAAAUAAUAUAGACUUCUCUCUGUGUCAUGGGAAUAACCCCCUGGUUACUUUAUGGAAUAGCAAUGUAAAAGGGAAUAUUGACAACACUAGUCAAGGAAUUGGAGGAAUUGGUAGCCAGGUGACGGUUCCUACAAUUAAAGAGCUCAAUCAACCCGUUGAAAUCCAUUCACCAUUUGCUCUAAUAAAGCCAACAAAUGACAAUGGAAUAAUUGAUGUUAUCACACCAGAGUGUAAUUCAUGGGUAACAACCUGCCUCGCUCCACAGAAAGCUCAGCCACUGGCUAAAAUUACUAGACGGAGUGCAAAUGUGUCCUCUGAUAAAGUUUCACCAACCUCUGUGAAAAGAACAGAGACUCCAAGUGGCACAGCAUCUAGAUUGAGUUUUGGAGUAUUCCCAAUUAUAGAUACCCCACCCAUUCAUCUUUGUACUCUUGGACCAAAUGAGAAUAUUGACACUUCGGAAAUCCGUAAUUCAAACAUGCAAAGUGAGAGAAUAACCCGAGCUCCUGCCAAGAAACCUCAGACCCGUCGAAGUCACGCAAUUCAAGGAGUAACCACCCGUAACAAUGUUAAUAGACCCGUAAUAUUUAGCCAAUCAGUAAAUAUAAAUACUCAAUCAGGUGAACUAGGAUUUCAAGCUCCUUCAACGGUAACCAAUCAAUCAUCUCUUGGAUCAACAGGGCUCGGACUAAGACGAUCGUCAAGAAUAUUCAAUAGUUCAUCCUCUGUGAAAGAAAAUAGUAAAUCAACGCCUAGAAGUAUCAAUCAAGAGAAUAACAAGAGAGCAUCUAGUUCCAAGACUCCUACUAAAAAGACAAGAAGGCAAACUAAUUCAACAAACAAUAUAACUAGCUCAUCGUCAACUUUACAGCAGAAAGAAAUGGAACUCAACGAGUUGAACAAAUCUGAGCCCAUCAAGUCAAGUCAACAGUCGGGUUUUAUUACUGAGGAAGUAAAACAAGCUGGUUUAAAGAUGCAACGGGCUUCUGCUGAAGGUUUACUUAAUCUUUUGGCUGACCUCGCUAAUGCAUCUCUUUGCCUAGGACAAUUCCAUUGUACUAAAGCCAUUAAAAUAUUAAUUAAUCUGCCUCAAAAACAGUUCAACACGGGUUGGGUAUUAAGCGCUAUUGGUCGAGCGUACUUUGAAAUGUCUAAGUAUGAAGAAGCGGUCAAAUAUUUUGAAGAAGCUCACAAAGUAGAGCCACAUAGACUCCAGGGUACAGAGUAUUAUAGCACAGCUCUUUGGCAUCUACAAAGAGAGAUAAAAUUAUCAAUGUUAGCUCAAGAACUUAUUGAGUUUGACAAAACUGCUCCACAGACAUGGUGUGUUGCUGGUAACUGUUUUGGCCUCCAGAAAGAACAUGAAACAGCUAUCAAAUUCUUACAACGAGCUAUCCAAGUUGAUCCUGACUUUGCUUAUGCUUAUACAUUGCUGGGACAUGAACUUGUCCUUACUGAAGAGAUGGAUCACGCCAUGGCUUGCUUCCGAAAUGCUAUUAGAAUCGAUGCAAGACACUAUAAUGCAUGGUACGGCAUUGGAAUGAUUUAUUAUAAACAAGAAAAAUAUCAAUUGGCGGAGCUACAUUACCGUAAAGCUCUUUCUAUAUCAUCAUGUUCACCAGUUCUUUUGUGUCACAUCGGAGUAGUUCAACAUGCACUAAAAAAGACUGAAAGUGCUUUGACAACUUUAAAUAAAGCCAUCGAAAUGGAUCCCAAAAAUGCACUGUGUAAAUUUCAUAGAGCAUCCAUUUAUUUUUCAAUGGAAAAACAUCAAUUGGCGUUGCAUGAAUUAGAAGAAUUGAAGCAAAUUGUGCCAAAGGAAUCAUUGGUGUAUUUUUUAAUCGGAAAGGUUCACAAACGUUUGGGUAAUACGCAUUUAGCGUUAAUGAACUUCUCUUGGGCGAUGGAUCUGGAUCCCAAGGGAGCCAACAAUCAAAUUAAAGAGGUCAUCGACAAACAAUAUGCCAAUGAUGAUGACGAGGUUGUUGUCUGUCUAGAUUCAGGAGAUGAAACUUACAAUUCAAAUUUAGUCAAUGAGAGCUCCGAAAGUUCCUUAAGGCCCCGAUCUCAGCAUCAUCGUGAAUCUAAUUCAUCCUCUAUGGAAGACGAAGAUGAAGACGAAGAUGAUGGAGACGAUGAUGGAGAUGAUGAUGAUCCUAACAAUGAUGCCGAACUGAUGGAAGAAGGUGUUUAAAGAUAGCUUAGCUUUAACUCAAUUAUCUUUAUUUUAUUGCCUUUUCUCUUUUUUGUUGUUCUCAACACCAACAACUGGGAAACAUGAUCAUCUCUUCGCUUCUUUUGUUCAAUUGUGAAGCCGGAGGACGGAACAUCAACCAAACUGUAUACACCUUCAUAUACCAUACUUGAAACAAACAAAUUGAGCAACAAUUAAAAAGAACAUGUGAAAAUGAAAAUCCUCGUAUAAUAAACCAAAUGAAAAUUUUGAGGUGUAACCUAAAUUUUUGCUCUUUUCGUUUAUAUACAUGUAGCUGAAUAAUUUAUAUUUACUUUAUAAAUCUUGAAUUUCAUAUGA